AGCAAAAAAGCGAGAUGGACACCGCCGAAGACGCCUGACAGUUUUUGUUCUUUAUCCUUUAUCUGAAAUGUUUGUCUAUCUCGGCGCUCAGGACCGCUUGUGAAGAUGGAGGCCAUGGAGGACGACAGUUUGGACAUAAAAGACGACCACAACCACAACUACUGUGCGAGCGGCAGCAGUAAAGUCCGCACGUAUCUUAGCAGCCAGCUGUCGGAUGUAACGACGGUCCCGCAGCCCGUCUGUGCGACGGUGCCGGGAGGAGAAGCUGGGAGUCGGCAGGGGAAACUGUGGCCCGGUGGCACCGGAGGGUCAAAGUUCAUGGACUCGGAUACCGGCAGCGAGAGCAGCGAAGUCAGUGAGACGGACUGUGCAGCUCCUCCAGCCGCUGCAGAGGGAAAAUUCUCCCUCGAUUCUACUUCCAAGUUCCUUCUGAAUGCAAUGGCUGUCGAAGACUACAGGAAAAACCACUGGCCAAACCUGGAGAAGGCCAUUGACCGUCUGCUGAUCCAGAACCCCACAGACCACAUCUCUGUUUCCUAUGCACAGAUAUACAGUUACAUCUACAAGUGUGUUUGUCAGCAGCACUCGGAGCUGCUCUACAGUGAUCUGACAUCAAAAAUAACCAGUCACCUGCAGCAGGUUUCCACCCAUCUACAAGUCAGCCCACCCGAGAACUUCAUUGAGAACUUCAACGUUGCUCUGACGCAAUACACAGCUUCUCUUCAAUGUAUAGUUCCUGUAUUUAUGUACUUGAACAAGUUCUACAUUGAAUCAAAACUGAACAGAGAUCUAAGAGAGGAUCUGAUGAAGCUGUUCGCCGAUCACGUCGCAGAAAAACACGUGAACACACUGAUGCCUCUUCUCAUCAAAGCCCACUCCAUGCCCUUUCAAGUGCAGCCAUCAACAAUGGCCAGCGUGGUUAAGGGCCUCUACAGCCUACGACCAGAGUGGGCCCAGCUCGCUCCUGCUCUCUUCUCUGGGUUUAUUCCUCAAAUCAACCCUCCUGCUGUGGAGUCUCUGCUGUCGGACUACGCUGCACAUGACCAGAAGCUACAGAUGGAGCUCUCCAUGAACGGAUUCCCACGAGGUGACCAGUCUCGAAAACGAGCCAGCGAGGACUCCUGAUAGCAGCGCCAUCUCCACCAGAUCUGUUGCACAACUAUUACUGUGCCUCCUACGUCUUUAUCACAAGUGGUCUCACUGAACUAGGUACAAUGCUAACAAUGUGUCAGUUUCAUUUCUCUCGACUCAAGGUCACAAAACACUGUGAACAACAAAGGAGAACAUGAUGUUGAGCGGAAACUUACUCUUACUGCACUGAUAAAAAGCACACAGACUUCCAUUAUGGUGCUUCCCCCCCUGUGAUUAUGAUGCGUCUAGCUUCAGUAAGUGUGCGCGCUGGGAUGGAUUUCCUCAUGUUCUGCUCGUUUGAAGAGUGCCUUCGUGGUGUCUGUUCGAUGGGAUACCCUGACAAAGGGAUAGUUUGACAAUGGGUAUUUCAUUCCUAACCUUUAACAUGGAAGUGUCUUGUGUUGUUUUUAUAGACGGGGCUAAUCAAGACUUUCUAUUGCUGCUAAUAAUACUGUCCACGUGUUAAUACCACAAUCCUUUGGUUUCCCCCACUGUGUGUGUGUAACCCAGUGGCUACAGUCAACACAUAUCAUGAGGAAAGAAGUUGGAACUUAAGUCAUUGACCUCAACUAUGAUUCUCUUCCUCAUGUUGCCUUUACUGCAUUGGUAAACCAGAUUGUAUUUUCCAGUUACGCCAAAGAGGAUUGCAGUACUUUUUGUGUCUCCUUUAUAUAUAAGGCAUUGGAUUCAAGCUGACGUGCUAUCCAAGUCACUGAGCCAUCUAAUUUUUUAAUACUAACAACUUUUGAGCUUUGGUUUACCUGCGUGUUUAUUAGGCUGGAGUCAGAUUCUUCCUUUAAAUACAGCAGAAGUCAGUGCAGCCCUUUGCAAUCUCCCUUAAAUGUCAGAUGAUUCAAAAUGUUAUUGUCUUGUAGUAAGUGCAUUAAUUGUUGAACUGUGGGGUAUUUGAAAAAAAAAAAAGUGGUUGUUUUUUUUUAUAUUAAACACACUGACCCACUGUAAGAAACAAAAGUCACUAAGAAUCAGAUCUUUAAUUUUUUCCCUAGUUCUUAUGUCCACCGUCAUAUUUGACGACAGACUCAGUCCUCCUCUGCAUGGAAGAGGCCAGUCUAGCACGGAUUUCCAGCUCUUUGCUGGAGGGGUUGCAUUGUUCUACCGUUCUCUUCAAAUACCCCAAAGAUGUUCUAUGAGAUUCAAGUCAGGUGACAUUCUUGGCAGGCUUCUUUGGCUUUCUUUCAUUUUUAAAUUUAUUCUUGCAAUUUAGUGCCAAAGAUCAGGAAAGAUUUCCUUUUUUCUUGAAGGCUAUCCGUCAAAGUUGAUGUUAUGAACUGUCCUCCAUAUUGUCUGAGCUGUGACAGAAACUCUGAUUUCUAUUAAUAACUCCUGUGCCAAGUCUAAAAACACCUGCCUGUCUGUUUUUCAGAGGUAGAUUGUCAAAAUAACGCGCUGUUCGUGGUGUCAUGUUAGGAGAUGAUACACUUUGGAAUCAUUUUGAUCAUUAAAGGGGUUUUGCACAGGGCUGCUCUCACUGCUGUCAUAUACUGUAACCUAUUUGAUGUUUCACUGAGUGUCAGGAAGCUUACAGAACUACACAACAGUAUUUGAUGAUUUCCUCAUUUUUCUUCAGCUUGCCUGAAUUGUCCCUUAACCUGAUGCUUCAUUGAUUUAACAAAACAAAUGAUAUGCAAAUAUGUUUAGGUCUGGCACACUUGUGCAUUAAAUGUUCCUAACAUGUAUAGCCUGUUCAUGAUGUAAAUAGUUUGUUUUUUUCUCUGCGUAGCGCUCCAUGUACAUUAGCUAUCGUCAUAGAUGCUUUUUUUUUUUCCUUUUUCUUUUUUAAGGAUUCACUUGAAAUAGAAGUAUUUGAUACAAGGUCUUACACUGUUUUAAGUGUGAUUAGAUGCUCAGGCUUGCUUUUUGUUUCAAACAUGGUUAUCAUCUGUCUAAUAAACUAAUUUUAUGACUCAUGGGACACAGGGCACAGAGGUGAUUCUGUUUUUCGUUAUUCAAGAUUUAAUUGGGUCUUGAUCUCAUCAAUAAGUAGGCAUUACAGAAAAACAAACUGAUACAGCAGAGGGAAAUCUGAAUCAGUGCUGAUGCCAAACACUGGAUGUUCUAAGUUACUUCUAUCACGUUUUCUUUAACAUUCUAUAUCCACGUUAUGACUACUGUGAAUAAAAUUCCACUUGCCUCAAA
Stegastes partitus (bicolor damselfish) is the source of this 3288-nucleotide messenger RNA. It is a transcript of the gene cacul1, whose product is annotated as CDK2 associated cullin domain 1. Lineage: Eukaryota; Metazoa; Chordata; Actinopteri; Pomacentridae. Gene Ontology annotation, biological process: ubiquitin-dependent protein catabolic process; positive regulation of protein kinase activity; G1/S transition of mitotic cell cycle. The transcript has 8 exons. The record is from RefSeq and is a predicted model, not a curated record. Gene Ontology annotation, molecular function: protein kinase binding; ubiquitin protein ligase binding. Bases 106 to 1125 code for a protein of 339 amino acids.